AUGGAUCAGUGGAUGACGGCGGCUAGCGCAUUGCUAGCAUUCCUUCUGUAUUACAACACGCUAGAUGCAGGAUUUGUAUAUGAUGACAGACGGGCGAUCCUCUCCAACCCGGACGUCAUCGGACAUACUUCAAUAAAGGCUUUGUUUGAAAACGAUUUCUGGGGAACACCGCUCACGGAUCCUGGUUCACAUGGAUCCUACAGGCCUUUAUGUGUAGCCUCAUAUCGACUGAAUUACGCCCUGAGUGGAUUCAAGCCAUGGAGCUAUCACUUUCUCAACGUAUUGUUCCACACCAUAGCAACAGCACUAGUAGUCACAACAGCUCGCCGUCUAAUGCCAACAUAUUGUAUGCGUGUAGGUAGUGCCGUAGCGGGCCUAAGUUUUGCGGCACACCCAAUACACACAGAAGCUGUAGCCGGGAUUGUUGGUCGGGCAGAUUUAGCAGCAUGUAAUUUUUUCCUUUUGAGUUUUUUACUUUACUGCGAGCACUCAAGACUGCGCAACGAACACCAAAGGAAAACGUGCCGGCAUAACUCAAAAGACAGUUUAUCAAAUCAGCCAAUGUCAAUUACGGUUCACAUUUUAGGAUUCAGUUACAAUGGAUUUAUGGAACAAAUUAUUAUGAUAUUUCGAAAAUUGUUAAGGUUUAGUAAAAUUCCUAGUCAAGUUCUCAGUAAGUGCGAAAUUAAUCCGGGAACUGUGAAGUUUAAAAAGUGUCAGUGCAAGAACAUAGUGAGUGUACAUUCCUAUGAACUUUUGCAGUGGUUUACACUAGCAGGAACACUUUUGUUUGCUACUGCUGCAACCCUUUGUAAGGAGCCGGGAAUAAUGGUUGUGCCACUAUGUAUUCUUUACGAUCUUUUGAGAGAUACGCGACAUGAUGAGACUUCAUUAAAGUAUCGGUGGCGAAGCAUCGUUACACUGGGAACUGGAGGCUGUAUAUUACUCUACUGGCGCUUAAAAUUUAAAGGGAAUCCGUCUCCUUUUGCUGCAGCAGAUAAUCCGACAGCACGCGAUCCCUCUUUUUUAACUCGACUUUACACUUUUACUUAUCUGCCCGUGUUUAAUUUUUUUCUUCUACUGUAUCCCUUUCAUUUGAGUUUCGAUUGGUCAAUGGAUUCCAUACCACGUAUAACUUCUUUUUCGGAUCCCAGAAAUAUUUCUUCUAUUAUAUUUUAUUUAGUUUUAUCAAAAAUGACAUGGCGGGCACUUUUGAUUCAAAUUAAAACAUUUACAGAAAAAAAGAUCAAAUAUUAUAAGAAACCAAUGAUGAAACUGAAGCAGAAAUGGAACUACAACUGCAAGAAAAAUUUAAAAAAUCUAGAUAUGGAAAGAAGAAAUAUAAUUCCAAACAAAGACUCCGUAACCAAAACGAUAAUUUGUCCGUGCAACGGCUGCAAACGUUCAUUGACAAUGGAACAUACUUCUGUAUGUCGCACUGUAAAUAAUAACAACACUAUGAUGCAUAAUUCUACAUGCGUUUGUGCAAAACCGCAAGACAAAAUAAAAGUACAAUUGCCAAAAAAAUACAUCUAUAGUUCACCACAAGGAGCUAUAAUAGUAUUUAUAGCAUUUAUGGUGCUACCGUUCGUGCCAGCAUCUAAUAUUCUAUUCUAUGUUGGUUUCGUUGUAGCAGAGCGUGUGCUUUAUAUUCCUAGUGUUGGAUUUUGUUUAUUGCUCGGAUUGGGAGCAGGUGCUUUGACGAGAAACUGGAAUCGAAACGAAAUUCGGUGCCGUAUUUUUAUAUUGGCACUGAUGGUCACUUUAUUAACGAUGUGCGGAUGCACACUGCGGAGAAAUAUUGACUGGCAUGAUGAAGAGAGUCUUUUUAGAAGUGCUUUACACAUUAACCCCCCAAAAGCGUACGGCAAUCUGGGCAGUGUACUGACCACACAAGGGAGGAUAGCAGAGGCGGAAGUUGCUUUCGAGAGAGCGUUAAAAUACAGACCAAACAUGGCCGAUGUGCACUACAAUUUAGGGAUUCUUCUACAAAAUCAGAGGCGAUAUGGAGAAGCGAUCAAAAGUUUUGAGAGAGCAAUUUAUUUUAGGCCUUCAAUGGCACUGGCUUAUGUCAAUCUCGGUACCUCCUUAAUGGCCGACGGACGCCUAGCUGAAGCAGCAAGCGCUCUACGAACGGGUGCUCGCGUUGAUGGCUUAAGAGUUCGAGAUCGAAGAGAACAUGAUGCAGCGCGAGUUUCGGCUCUCGUGCAACUUGCGACGUUGCACUCGCAACGUAGUCACUGGCACAAAGCUCUUUCCGCUUACAAAGAAGCGUUACAAAUACUACCUGAUUCAAAUGUACCUGUUGUUGGAUGGACUAGACACAAUGUCUUGACAAUGGCUGGAGAUAUUUACAUACAACUUCAACAAUGGCCGCAAGCAGAACAUAGUAUCCUUUCUGCACUGGCUGCUGCUCCACAGGAUUUGAGCACACAUAUAACGCUUGCUCAGAUUUUAGCAAGAAACACAAGCAGAGCUUUGGAAGCAGAAAUGUGGUUCAAAAGAGCAGUAACAUUAGCCCCAAAUGACGCCACAGUACGAGAUCAAUUCGGAAUGUUCUUGAGAUCACAAAGAAGACUACGAGAGUCAGCGGAGCAAUUCGUUAAAGCGGCGCAGCUGGCGCCAGAUGAUAGCACACGAGCUGCAUCUGCAGCAAGGGCCUUGCGUGAUGCACGCCGGUGUCGCUCCGCUGAACGGUGGUAUGCACGUGCCGUUGAACUAAACCCUAAGGAUGCAGCUUACCACUCUAACCUCGGCGCAAUUCUCCACUUGAAUGGUAAAUACGCCGCCGCGGCCACAUCAUAUCGCCGUGCUCUGCAGUUACAACCCAAUGACGAGAUUACAAUUACAAAUUUAAAAAGAGUUCGAACUUUGAUGAGCAAGCAGCGUAGAAAAUAA
Molecule: messenger RNA, 2898 nt
Organism: Parnassius mnemosyne (clouded apollo)
Lineage: Eukaryota; Metazoa; Arthropoda; Insecta; Lepidoptera; Papilionidae
Source: the annotation of a GenBank genome assembly